GGUUGGGUCUUUGCGUGUUUUCUCGACCUCCGGCUUCACUCCCCGACAUGAAGGCGCUGAGCCCGGUGCGCGGCUGCUACGAGGCGGUGUGCUGCCUGUCGGAACGCAGUCUAGCCAUCGCGCGGGGCCGCAGCAAGGGCCCGGUGGCCGAGGAGCCGCUGAGCCUGCUGGACGACAUGAACCACUGCUACUCGCGCUUGCGGGAACUGGUGCCCGGAGUCCCGCGAGGCACUCAGCUUAGCCAGGUGGAAAUCCUGCAGCGCGUCAUCGACUACAUCCUCGACCUGCAGGUGGUCCUGGCCGAGCCGGCCCCUGGCCCCCCAGACGGCCCGCAUCUCCCCAUCCAGACAGCCGAACUCGCUCCGGAACUUGUGAUCUCCAACGACCAGAGGAGCUUCUGCCACUGACCUGGCCGUCCUGGCACCUCCCGAACACAGGUGCUGGCGCCCGUUCCGCCUGGGACCCCGGGACCCUCUCCGGCCGGAAGCCCGAGGGCAUGGAUGGGCCCCAACCUCGCCCGGCCCAUUUGACUUCCCCAAACCCCUUCCUGGAGGCUGGAUCUGGAGCCCAGGAGCAAAGGACUGUGAACUGGGGUGGCCCGAAGAGCCAGAGCUAGUUCUGGUCACCAGCUGGGCAACAUCACCCUGUCUGCACCCCAUUCCCAAGUUUUAAAGACAGUCUCUUCAGAGUGUGGAGGUGGGGGAGUGGCUGCUCUCCAAACUCUGCCAAGGCAGUGGUAGAGCUGGUCUUCUGGUCUUUUUGGAGAACGGCUCUGUUGCCCUAAUUAUGAACUCUAUAAUAGAGUAUAUAGCUUUUGUACCUUUUUUGCAGGAAGGUGACUUUCUGU
Cynocephalus volans (Philippine flying lemur) is the source of this 847-nucleotide messenger RNA. It is a transcript of the gene ID3, whose product is annotated as inhibitor of DNA binding 3. The coding region runs from base 48 to 407 and encodes 119 amino acids. Gene Ontology annotation, cellular component: nucleus; cytoplasm. Gene Ontology annotation, molecular function: protein dimerization activity; transcription regulator activity. Gene Ontology annotation, biological process: negative regulation of transcription by RNA polymerase II; cell differentiation; circadian regulation of gene expression. NCBI's taxonomy places the organism in Eukaryota, Metazoa, Chordata, Mammalia, Dermoptera, Cynocephalidae. The record is from RefSeq and is a predicted model, not a curated record. The transcript has 3 exons.